This is a messenger RNA of Lindgomyces ingoldianus, 4787 nucleotides long. Its product is annotated as Pkinase-domain-containing protein. The record is from RefSeq and is a predicted model, not a curated record. Gene Ontology annotation, molecular function: protein binding; protein serine/threonine kinase activity; ATP binding. The transcript has 6 exons. Gene Ontology annotation, biological process: meiotic recombination checkpoint signaling; protein phosphorylation. Gene Ontology annotation, cellular component: nucleus; cytoplasm. NCBI's taxonomy places the organism in Eukaryota, Fungi, Ascomycota, Dothideomycetes, Pleosporales, Lindgomycetaceae. Bases 1 to 4674 code for a protein of 1557 amino acids.
AUGGAAGACGAAGCUACCCAACCCGCGACCCAGCAGGUCCUCGACCCUCGCCGAUUAGGACGGAACAACUCCGGUCUCAACGAAAAAGAUGUUGCUGAUGUUCUGGCGAUCCUUCACCCCGCGUCACCUGGCGCUAUCAAGAUAGUGGAAGAUGCUGCAGAGCACCGACCACAACAUGUCUUGUUUAGAAACCCGUAUGAUUCCUUUGAUGAUAAUAUUACGGACAUAGAAGAACAAGAGACCAUUAUUAUUAACAGACCUGGUUCCAGUGAAUCCAAAUCCAGAGUCGGCAAUGACAUUGCUCUGCGGAUGUCCUCACCCAUCGUUCAGCCCAACCUCGGCUUCGUUUUCGGGCGCAACCCGCGCAGCACUGAUAUUUUGUUCGGACAGGACUCUGGUAAGCGCAUCAGCAACCAGCACUUUCGAAUCUUCUUGAACAAUGAGGGAGUUCUCAUGCUGGAGGAUAUGUCUACAAAUGGAACGAUUGUAGAUGAUAUCCUUCUUAAAAGUCGAGAUCAAAGGUUCAGCAAAGUGCGAAUGUUGGCAUCGGGUUCGAUUAUCUGUAUUCACAGCACCAACGAGGCCGAGAUGAUCAAGUUCGUUGUCCGUAUACCAUCCCGGGUAGCCUAUCUGGAUCGAUUCCAGACAAACCUCGAGAAUUUCCUCACUCGAUGCAUUACGGACAAGGGCAAGCUGGAGACAGCUAUACAACGCAUGGGGAAGAACCAGUUUGGCGGGCCGUCAAUGAAGUGGGACGGUGGUUCAAAAUACAACAUUAUUGGUCUACUCGGGAAAGGUGCCUUUGCUACUGUCCACCAGCUCGCUACAAAAAUGGAGGGCAAGCUUCUCGCUGCUAAGGAGCUCGAAAAGCGUCGUUUCAUGAAGAACGGUCUGCUCGAUAAGAAGAUUGACAACGAGAUGAAGAUCAUGCAGGGCCUUCGGCAUCCCAAUAUUGUCGAGUUCGUCGAGUAUCACGACCAAGGCGACUAUCUUUACAUCAUCAUGGAGUUUGUUCGCCUGGGCGACCUGCAGGGUUAUCUGAAUCAACACGGCAGUAUGAAAGAACCGCAAGCCAAGAUGAUGGCCCAACAGAUCCUGAGCGCUCUAACCUACCUUCAUCGGAUGAAGAUAACCCAUCGUGAUAUUAAACCGGACAACAUUCUCAUCGCGGACUUAAACCCAUUCAAGGUGAAGUUGUCGGACUUUGGGCUGUCGAAGGUAGUCACACACAACGAGACUUUCCUAAAAACCUUUUGUGGUACGCUCCUAUAUUGUGCCCCAGAAGUGUUCCCAGAUUUCGACACUAUCCCCUCCAAAGGAACCAAGCGACGUCGUGGAACUAAACAAGAAUUCCAUUCGUAUAGUUCCGCUGUUGACAUUUGGUCGUUUGCAGGGGUUAUUUGGUAUGCUCUCUGUGGUAAACCCCCAUUCGAAGGUAUCGCGGACGCGACUGGCCGCGCUAUGUACAACAACAUCAUGACCACUCGUCUAGACCCGACUCCCUUGAGAGAAGCUCACGUCUCGGAACCGUGCAUCGACCUCCUCUGCAAAAUGCUACAGACAGACCCUGACCGCCGUCCCACCGAGCGGCAAUGUCUAAACCAUCCAUGGCUAAAAGACGGUGCUGCCAUUCUAGAAGAUCCUAGCCUUCAGUCCAUUGCCGAAGAAGAUGAGUCGGAAGAGGCUGGAGAACAGCUUUCCCAGCUUAAUCUGCUUGAUGAUGGAGUCCAUGACUCCGAAGAGGAGCUUGAAGACCCUGUUCUGGAGGAUGAUGAGUUUGAGCAGCUUAUCAACACCCGUCAGUCAAAGAAGGUUCGAUUGGAUCCCCUCUUCCCACGAAACCAACUCCGAGAUUGUGAGCAUGAUUCAAGUGCCGAUGUUUCAUUCCGUUCAGAACAUCUUGUUGAAGGGGGGUUUGAAGUCGAAGCUGAAGAGAGUUUCAAAGUCUUGCAACAGCCUCCCGGAAGAGCGCGUCUAUUUGGAGAGAUUGGACAAUCUGCUCUCCAGAGCUCCGGCAUACUCAGCGCCCACGCGAAUGAGGCUCUUUCCAAUGCGGGUUCUAGCGGUGAUGCUCUCCCUACGGAGUCUCAAGCCCCAGGUCAAUCAGAUCCCCGCCAGACCCCCCCUGUUCCUCGAAAUCUCGAUGGUGCUUUCUCGUCACCAAGCCUUCUUGGAGCUGAAUCUAUGGUUCGAGAGUUGAACAUGGCCUCCCCGCAAUCUCCACGUUCUGGAGCUCACACCCCGAAUGAACCGGCUACACCUAAGACUCCAGACAUGUCACAGCACAACUCCCUAGAUAAUCAUAAUCUACAUCAGAGCCAGUUCAGUGAUUCCACGCCAAAGGCCAAACCUCCGACAUUCAAUCGCCAGAUAAGUCUUCCAAGGACGGCGUCGUUCUACUAUGAUCCGUAUGAUCCGAGCACGCAUAACCUUGAAUAUGCAUCGAAAGUGAGCGGCUUCGAUUUCCUAGGACAAGUGGAGGGAACGAACGUUGUUGCUGAUGCUCAGCUUCCGGACACUAUGCGGGUUUCAACUGAGGAUGGAUCUGUCACUGGUGAGGACGUCACCCAGGAUGCUACAACAUCCGUUGUUGUUCCUAGCGCGCCCGCUGGUCUCGACAUCAAGCCUCCACCUCGACGUCUAGGUAAGCUCACUGCUACGAGUGACUCCUUUGUGCCUGGUCUUACCCUUGCGAUCGACCGAAAUAAGACUUCAUGGGGCCGAUAUCCUGGGAAUACGAUUGUCUACGAGAACGGCAAAGACACGCGAGUUCCUAAGACAGCCUUUGUCAUUUUCUGGUAUAAGUCGGACUCCGAUCCCGGCGCCAUUGAUGAACUAUCGCAAAAAGGCAAGGACUGGACGAAAUGUGACAACCUGCAUGUUGGUAUUUUCACAUGUGCCACGUCCGGCAUCAGUGUGAAUGGAAAGCACAUUCGCCAGAAGGACGACAAGGGUCGUGCGUUGUUCGGACACCUGCACACCGGUGACAUCAUCCAGGUGUAUCAUGACGCGAAGGGUACCGAGUGUUUGAAGUUCAAAUGCGAAUUCUAUCAUGGAUCCGGCAAGGAACCACGACCGCCUGGUGAGGGCUUCAAUAUCCUCAUCGGCACAAAGAACUUCUGGGCUCUCCCAGCAUUCUUGCGCAUUGCUCUUGCAAGUCAGCACACAUUCAGUGUUUUUGACGACCUGCUCGCUUUCCCGCAGUAUGAAGUCAUUUUUCCCAAUACCUACCUAACCGAUGAGAACGCUGCAUCACUCCUCGCCUACUCCGCCUCACGAAGCACAAGCUCCGUGAAUCUCAAAUCUCAGGAAACGCAGGAGCUCUCCAAACCAGGAAAGCAGACCGCCAGCUCCAUACCAAAUGAUGGCGCGCCUCUCGAAGAAACGUACGAAGCUGUUGUUCUUGGCGGUCAGCGAUACCUGUGCAGCAUCCCAGUAAUACCGGAAGAGCUACCACAGAACUCGACUGCCUCAGCCGAACAAACGAAAGCGGAGGAAGAGAAGGAGCUUAUGCGCGCUAACCAUCGCGGGUGGGAGCUGCUGGAGGGCAUGCAAGGGAAUUGCAUAUAUUACCUAAGUGGAUGGUGGAGUUACAGUUUCUGCUACAAGGAUGAAAUCAAGCAGUUUCAUCAGCUGCCACCGAGCCGGGGCGUCCCGCUCUACCCGCCAGUUGAAGAUACGGAUGUUAAGAGUUUUGUGUUGGGAAGGUUUCCACAAAAGGAUAAGAAGAAAGGGAAGGAGGCGAGGAAGACGCUCGGUAGGGAGGAAGGGAGUAAAGAGAAGCUGGAUGAUGAAGGAAAUGUGGGUUUGGGUGCGGGUGAAGGAGUGGAGGUUGCAAAGUUGGAGACAAGGGGAACAACAAGAUAUAUGGUGCAGCGGUUGAGCGGAGGAACAGAAUGCGACUUGACGGGCAAGGAGCGGAAGAUUGAGGUUCAAUUUCACUGCCAUCCCCAGUCAGCGGACAAAAUCUCUAUGAUCAAAGAAACCAGCACCUGCUCCUACCUCAUGGUAAUCUACACUCCUCGGCUCUGCAACGACGUCGCAUUCCUCCCACCCCAGGAGAAUUUCGCGCACCCCAUCUCCUGCCAACCCGUAAUCGCAGAGUCUGAGAUCGAUGCUUGGACGGCCGCCCAGCUGGAGGAUAAGGCCCGAGAAGCCGAUCGCCUCAUGGCGCUCGAGAACGAAAAUCCUUUCCGGGAAAUGGAAACUGGGACCGAGGGAUCUUCAAAUCGAGGCCCUGUCAUCGGCGGCAUCGAAGUUGGAGCUCACGUUCUCGUGGGCAGCGAAGGAAAGAUUAUCGAAAAGAGUGUUGUCGUAGGCGGUGGCAAGGAAGUGUAUGUUGGCACCGUGGCUAGCUCUGACGGGACGCAGAUGAGCGUAGCGGAUAUGAAGAAACUGAAUAUUCGUGAUCCGAAGGACGUGGAGACGAUGAAACGGAAUCUGCAGAGGAUGGCCGGGAGGAAGGGCUGGAAGCUGGACUUGGUAGAUACACCAAAGGGGAGGGAGUUUAGAGGGAUUAUUGAGGCGGAGGAUCAGAAUGAGAAGGAGGGUGGGAGAAUGAGUGAGGAGAAGGGGAGGGGAAUGAGGAAGGAUGGCGAGGCGGAGAGGGAGAAGCAAUCAGAAGAGGAAAAUGAGCAAGACGGGAGCGAGGAGGUGUAUAAGGAUGAGCUGUAAGCUGCACGAGAGGGUAUUCUUAGGGUACUUUGGUUGGUGACUGUAGACCAUACCAUUCCGUUCAUAAGACAUUCACUUUAGCUUCUGCAUGCAAUUCCAUCCUUACCGAAAUU